Molecule: messenger RNA, 2021 nt
Organism: Pararge aegeria (speckled wood butterfly)
Lineage: Eukaryota; Metazoa; Arthropoda; Insecta; Lepidoptera; Nymphalidae
Exons: 6
Coding region: 298-1848 (516 amino acids)
Biological process (GO): cell surface receptor protein tyrosine kinase signaling pathway; intracellular signal transduction
Source: RefSeq, a predicted model, not a curated record
UACAGCACCUCUCGUUAGGAUAUUGGCUAUUUCUAAUUGAAAUAGACAUUUUAAGUGAUAUAAACGAUAUAGGUAGUGUAUUUAGGCUGUGAAAGUUUCGUUAUAUAUUUGUGUACGUUUUUGUGAAAAUCUAGUGUUUUCCCGUGGUCAGAUACGUGUUUGUCAUCAUCAUCGUCAGCAAAAUACAACCUUUAGUUUUGAAUGUAUAAUUUUCGAGUGACUAAGGUCUAAAAACAGUGAUAAAUUGUUAACUAAAAGAGUUUUACCAAAUGUGGAAGAGCAAAUAGUUUUAGUGAUAUGGCGUUUAAAGUGGAAGAUUUGAACAUUCGUGAUGUGAUUAAGGUUUUGGAGUGUUGGGAAAUGACCGAGUUUGUGGAAUUUGUGAAAGAAAAGGAGAUUAAUGGGCGCAAAUUAUUGGAAACCUCUGAAGGACUCAUAAAUAUAUGGCGUCCGAAUGCCAACGCUAAAAAACUAAUAUUAUUCAUACAAGAAAUGAAGCAAAACCCACAGAAGUAUAUUAACUGCAUAAGAAAUGAUGAUGUUAUCACGAUAAAAGAAACAAACCUUUGCAGUGACAGUCAGUAUCAAACCGUGAGCAUCAGGAAGAUAAGUCAACAAGAUAACAGUAAUAAUAGGGUUGAUGAAAUUUUGAAAAAAAUUACUGCACCAAAAAGCUUUUUAUAUAAACAUCAUGCAAAACGACAGCAGAGAUCUGUGACCUCAUAUGUACCUAUGAAUGUAAAUACAGAAAAGAAGCCAAGAAACUUUUUUCGACUAAGCUCAUACGACUAUCCUAUAUUUGAUCUAAAAAAGCGUUUUACAAAAACAGAGCACUUCACAGAUAGAGGUUACUAUCCAGUGAAUAAGACUUCUAAAGAAGUUAGACCUAAAUAUAAAUCUAUGAGUUCUACUGAAGAGUUUAAUGAUAAGCUUCCAGAGGAUCAUUUCUAUGAAGAUUUGUGUUAUAAUGAUGUUAAAGAAGACAACAAUUCAAAAACAUUUAGUUCGAUUCAAAAUAACCAAGUGAAACCUUGUAUGGUUAAAAUACAAGAAUUAUUUCAGUCCUUUAAACUACCUUUUUUCAAAAAGACUGAAGAAGUAGUUACAAAUAAACCUGAAGAUAGAAGUAUUAUAGAUUCAGGAAGAGCAAAAGAUGGAAAUAUUUAUGAAAAUACUUCUAUAGAUAUGUACGACUCGGUUCAUGUAGCUACACACCAGGAUCUGAAUAAGAAAGAAGACAAUCAGGCAGGACUGGCAGUUGAAGACUACCUGGUGCCAGUGCAAGUCUUCAAGGACUACUGCGACGUGUGUGUGAAGCAGAAGGACGAUUCUCUUCUGGGUUAUAUCAUGAACUACUUCGAAAGCCGAUUUGGAAUUAGACGAGAAACAAACGAUGCCGCCCAGUCAGAGGAGUCGGAAACGGAGCCACCUGUCGAACGGGAAUGGGAGCGGAAGGUCAACAUGGCCGCUCGGCCACUUCCGGUGCCCGUGGAGAACGAGCCAUACUAUAUGAAUAUCGAUAGAACCGAGGCCGAAAACCUGUUGACCGGCCAGCCCGACGGCACUUAUAUUUUGCGGCCAUCCAGCCAGCCCAAUCACGCUUAUACCUUGAGCGUCACCUGCGCAGAUUCAGUCCACAACGUGGGCAUCAGGAGACGCCCAGACGGCCGCCUGGCUCUGGGCUUCGCGCGCCGCGGCGAACGUAGCUUCACCAGCGUGACGUCACUGCUGCGUCAUCACAAGAAACGUCGCCUGCUCCUGGUGGCCGCUGGAGGGCUGAUCGGAGCUACCACGCUUAAUGACACCCCUCAGUAUUACCAAACGCCCAGCGAUAUUCCCAUUCUGUAAUACUAUGUAUAUAGUUAUGAUACCCUAGUAGUUGGGUUGUAGGCUUUCUCCCUAUCGGUGGUACCGUGCUCGAAUUGUCUUCAUCGCUGAAGGUCGUGUCAUGAUUAAAGCACUAAUCGUAUAUUCUGUGCUUAUUUAAGCUUAAAUAUAAUUAAGUCUAUAGCGGAAGAUAU